Messenger RNA from Cydia amplana, 1223 nucleotides. RefSeq names its product odorant receptor 4-like (gene Or-25). Gene Ontology annotation, molecular function: odorant binding; olfactory receptor activity. The record is from RefSeq and is a predicted model, not a curated record. Gene Ontology annotation, biological process: detection of chemical stimulus involved in sensory perception of smell; sensory perception of smell. Bases 3 to 1223 code for a protein of 406 amino acids. The transcript is spliced from 8 exons. Gene Ontology annotation, cellular component: plasma membrane. NCBI's taxonomy places the organism in Eukaryota, Metazoa, Arthropoda, Insecta, Lepidoptera, Tortricidae.
UGAUGUCAUUUGAAUCAGUUGCGUUUGAAAUGAGUUUACAAAAAACAAAUAAAAUUUUACGAAUGAUAGGAUUGCAGACUGAUGACAAAGAAAGUAACCAGACCUUCAUGGAGAGACUAUGGAGCCGGAAAUUUUAUUGUUUUUUCAAUUGUAUGUUAUAUUGUGAACUAAUAGGAGAAGUAGCCUGGAUGAUCAAUAGCAUCAUGGAACGAAAGUUCCUCGAAGCCACCAAUUCCGCGCCUUGCGCUACUCUUUGCUUCCUGGGUAGCGCCAAAACUUACUACAGAAUAAAGUACGGCCACCAUAUAAAUGACUUUAUUAAUUCACUGCGUAAAUUGCAGUCGACUCAAUUUAAGUCCAGUGCUCAAAGAAGUUCCACGGCUUUCGGAGAAAUACGUGAUAUGGUCCGCAAACUCCAACUGUCUAUUAACAUUUCAACCGUCGUAAGCGUAACUGGACUGGUUGUGUUCUUGAUUAGCCCUCUUAUUAUAAUGGCAUUUACAUACUAUAUGUCAGGAAAAGUAGAGUUGAGACUUCCAUUUCUAGUUAUGUACCCAUUCAACGAGUUCGAUCUGAGGGUUUAUCCUUUCAUAUAUAUUCGUCAUGUGAUCACUGGCUUGUUUGGUCUCUUGACCGUGGUCGGCCCGGAUUGCUUGUACUAUACUUUUUGCACUUUUGUACAAGUUCAGUUCCGUACAAUUGUAACACCGAAUGCGAGAAUAUGGAACCAAAAUGGAUAUGACAAAUUCCACGAGAAGUUUCGAGCUUGCAUUAGUCGACACAAAAAACUUAUAAGAUGCUGCAAUUUAAUUGAAACAUUGUAUUCCAAGUCGUGCCUGUUCAACUUCAUGUCAAGCAGCCUGCUGCUCUGCCUGGCCGGGUUCAAUAUCACGGCUUAUAAGGACUUGGCUAUGUUUGGUAAUUUUCUCAGUUUCCUGUUCCUAUGUAUGCUGCAAAUAUACCUGAUAUGCGAUUACGGCGAUAAUAUUCCUCGAGCUAGCAUGGAUGUGAGUAGUGCUGUCUAUAACACUCUGUGGUAUACCGUUGAUGUAAAAACAGCGAAAAAUUUACUCGUUAUUCUAAUCAGGUCACAAAAAUCUUGCAAGCUGACUGCUUAUAUGUUUGCUGAAAUGAAUCUGGGAGCUUUUACACGGAUACUAAGCACAUCUUGGUCUUACUUUGCCUUGUUGAAGUCGGUGUAUAAUAGAGGCGGUGAACAUUGA